AUUAUUUUAACAGUAAACUGUUUCAGACUGCUGCUCUCUACAGAAAAGAUCUGGAUUUAAUCCUCAUUUCUUUCCAGAUGUGAAGAAAAGUAAGUAGUGUGACCCCAAUGUUUGUGUGAAGGAGGAGGAGCAUAUUUAGUAACUGGUCAUGAACUAGAUUGUAAUGUGAGACUGUUCAUAGUUCACAGAUUGUAGGGCGGAGCCUGCUCCUUAGGGCGCCCCCUGCUGUCCAAGGAGGGUUUAGGAGGAGGCAUGGUAUCUACUGUAGCAGUGGUUAUAAAUGUCCUGUAAACCCUGAUCAAUGGAUCAGUUGGAUCAGUUCUCCUCUUUAAUAUUUCAGUCAGCGCUCAGUGGAAACUCAGGGCUUCAGGUCUUUGUUAUUUAACAUCUACAGACCUAUUUUGAUCUCUUUCUGAUUGUUCUAAGGCUCUGAGACAAUAAAGAGACAAAAGCUGUUUGCAGGCGUUCAUUAAACAAACUGCUAUAUUAGUAAUGACAUUCUAAGACCUUAGCGGCUGUAAAAUCGCUUGCAUUCCUACACAGAGGAAGUUAUAGUCUGCAAUAUCCGCCCCUCCUAUCACUACCUCCAUUCUUCAGGUACACCAAGGGCGGGGCUGUUGUUCUGUUCUCACUAGUUGGCUCAUUAAAUCUCCAUGUGGCUUCAGAGUAGCGAACAUACUGGACAGCUCUGAACAAGGAACCGCUAUUAGAACAAACCUCUGUGAGCGCCUCAUAACCACUCGGUAGCAGAAGUUUAACCUGCACAGAGAUCAGUCUCAGCUGGAUUGUAGAGAUUGUAGCUGACUUUCUGGAUCUAACAGACAUGGAUGUUCUUCAUUUAUUCCCAUUCUUACUUGUUUUCUGGACAUCUCCUGUGUUAUCAGCUCAAGAUGUGGUCAGCAUCCCAGCAGAACCAGGACAGAACAUCAAUCUGACAUGUAGAGCUACUAAAAACAGCCUGGUCACAGUUUUAAGGCUGACCCGAGAUGACCUGAAACAACAAAAAGAAGUGUUUGUAUACAGGAAUGGAAAGAUCAAUGAAAAGAGCCUCAAUCCCCAGUUUAAGGGUCGAACCAGCCUGCAGAGCCUUUCUACUGCUGAUGGAGAAGUCAAUGUGACUUUAAGCAAUGUGACAAAGGAAGACAAUGGGACGUAUGGGUGUUUGGCCGUAACAAAGGAGGGCCGCCUAGAGACCAUCAUCCACCUGCAUGUAGAUCCUCCAGGGAACAACAGAAAAAAACAUGAGGAAGGAGAGAACAAGGAUGGUUCUGAUGGACCAACAGGUGGAGAACGCAUUGGACUGAUUGCUGGGCUGGUGGCUGCUGUUCUGACUGUGGCUGCUGUUCUGAUUGUUGCCGCUGUGAUUGUCUUGAAGAAGAAGAAAAAGAAGAAGACUCCUCAUAAUGGGAUUGAAAAUGGUGUUCAGAUCCCACUAACAGAUCAAAAUACCAGCAGCCCCUCCUAGAGCUCUUCAUUCUUGAUCCCAUGGAUGCGUUGUGACGCAUCAUCAGUGAUGUCUUCUUGGGUGUUUUGGGUCUAUAGGAGCUUUGUACUCCCUCCCCCAGGGGACCUGAGCAGAGGUGAUCAGUUUCUGGCCUCCAUCCCAGCAGCAUUUAUCCACUGGUCAGAACCAUCUAGUAACUCCCUCUGUAACAACAAAGGUUACUUUAAUGGACAUCACGUUAUCAGGGCAGCAUUUUCCAGCAUGUUGAGGAAUCUGAACAAUGACGUCCAGCAAAGUCUCAGCUACCAACCUCAGAGAACUCACUGAUGGUCGAUACUUUGCACUUUUUCCUUGGACCUCCUCCUCUCAGGGUCCAGUAGCUCCACCCCGACCCCCCUCCUUUUUCUGCAUUGACUUUAUUUAUGUAAAUUAUUGAAAAUCACUACAUUUAUA
Messenger RNA from Cyprinodon variegatus (sheepshead minnow), 1897 nucleotides. RefSeq names its product butyrophilin subfamily 2 member A1-like. Gene Ontology annotation, molecular function: signaling receptor activity. The transcript has 4 exons. Bases 824 to 1465 code for a protein of 213 amino acids. NCBI's taxonomy places the organism in Eukaryota, Metazoa, Chordata, Actinopteri, Cyprinodontiformes, Cyprinodontidae. The record is from RefSeq and is a predicted model, not a curated record. Gene Ontology annotation, cellular component: membrane. Gene Ontology annotation, biological process: adaptive immune response.